Molecule: messenger RNA, 1618 nt
Organism: Cucumis sativus (cucumber)
Lineage: Eukaryota; Viridiplantae; Streptophyta; Magnoliopsida; Cucurbitales; Cucurbitaceae
Product: probable magnesium transporter NIPA9
Exons: 9
Coding region: 150-1280 (376 amino acids)
Biological process (GO): magnesium ion transport
Cellular component (GO): membrane
Molecular function (GO): magnesium ion transmembrane transporter activity
Source: RefSeq, a predicted model, not a curated record
AAUCGAAAGGACAAAUUCUGUCGUUGGCGCAAAAAUUUUCGAGGCAAUGUUCUUCUAACGUAAAUCCUAAUUCUCCCUUAGAUUUCUUGAUUUCUUCUUCCCAAUUCUUUCUUUCUUUUGUUUUCUGCGUUUCGAUUUUUGAGGAAGAUAUGUGGGAACCGAUUUGCUUAACUUUAGCCGCCGCGGCCGGCAACAAUAUUGGCAAAAUACUUCAGAAGAAGGGCACCGUCAUUCUUCCUCCUCUCUCUUUCAAGCUCAAGGUGAUAAGGGCUUACGCUUUUAACAAAACGUGGAUCAUUGGUUUUCUGAUGGAUAUAUUUGGAGCCGUUUUAAUGUUGAGAGCGCUAUCCCUCGCCCCUGUUUCUAUAAUUCAACCAGUUUCUGGGUGUGGACUCGCCAUCCUCUCUAUAUUUUCACAUUUUUAUCUGAAGGAAAUUAUGAAUGUUGUUGAUUGGAUGGGGAUUAUGCUUGCUGGUAUUGGCACCAUAGGUAAUGUUUGGCCAUGCCUUGUAUGCCAAGUUUUUAUUAAUAUUCAUCUUCCUUGCACACAUUUGCAAUUUACUUGGCUAUUUUCGCCAUUUCUAGGGGUUGGUGCUGGAGGCGAGGAGCAAAAAGCCUCUGCAAUAUCAGUUUUUCAUUUGCCAUGGCUAGCAUUCAUCAUGACCAUCUUGUUUGUUCUUCUAAAUGGCUGGCUUCAUUUCUACAAACGUCAAAGGAGAGAACAAGAGUUGAUGGAAUUCGAAGUUGUUGAAGAAAUAAUAUAUGGCUUGGAAUCUGGCAUUUUGUUCGGGAUGGCGUCUGUAAUAUCAAAGAUGGGAUUCUUAUUCUUGGAGCAGGGUUUCCACCAAAUAUUGGUUCCCAUAUGCAUCUUGAUAAGUAUUUGUUGCAGCGCUACAGGAUUUUACUAUCAGACUCGGGGACUAAAACAUGGGAGGGCAAUUGUGGUUUCUACAUGUGCUGCGGUGGCAUCCAUUGUCACUGGUGUCCUUGCUGGCAUGCUCGCCCUGGGUGAAGAAUUGCCCUCAUCACCAACUGGUCGCCUUUUCCUUCUGCUGGGAUGGUUGCUAAUCAUCAUAGGUGUUAUUCUGCUCGUGAGUUCCUCACGACUGAUCCGACGCCUUACUUGGCUAUACCGGCGCUUUAAGCGAAGUGGUGUUGAUAGGAACUUUGGGCAUAGAUCUGGAUCAGCUGUCCGCUUAAGAGACUCAAGCCCAAGUGCAAUCAUUCAGACAACAACGUUGCAAAAUUUGUUGUCUUCAAAAGCAAAGGCUGACGCUUGAUGAAAAUCACGACGACAAGCAGAGAGUUCAUGUAUAGAAAAAUUACUAAUGUGGGAGAAGAGAAGACCAGGUAUGAUGAAACCGUAUAUACGGAUCUGAGUUGGAAUUUGGAAAUCACUUUCUCGUGGGUAUACUUUUUUAAUGUGAUUUUUGUUUUAGAUUAUACUUCCUUUGCUUAGGCACGACAUGCUGUGAAUUCCCAUUGGAUUUGAUUGUUUCAAUGUUUCAGACCAUUUCUUAAUAUUCAUUUUUUACCCGUUACAAUAAAUAUAUAAGUUUUGAAAAUGGAUGAUGCUGAUAUGAGUAAGCACUCUGGUUGCUUGGGUCAUUUUGUGUUA